Molecule: messenger RNA, 906 nt
Organism: Puccinia graminis f. sp. tritici CRL 75-36-700-3
Lineage: Eukaryota; Fungi; Basidiomycota; Pucciniomycetes; Pucciniales; Pucciniaceae
Exons: 3
Coding region: 1-906 (301 amino acids)
Source: RefSeq, a predicted model, not a curated record
AUGAAUGUUGACGAAUGGGAGAAAGUACUCAAAGAGGCAGGCCUUGCAUCCGAAUUCAAAGACGUGAUAAACGGUUUCAAAAAUGGCUUCGACCAAGGCAUCCCGAACCAUAACCUUGGACCGGCGAUUCCCUACUUCACACCCCCCAACCAUCAGUCAGCUCUCCUGGCACAAGACAAGAUCGAACAAUCAAUGAAAAAAGAGGUCGAGGCUGGACGGAUGUUUGGCCCAUACACCCAUGAGCAACUUAUGAAGAAAUUUAGCUUCUUCAGAACUAACCCAUUAGGAGCAGCAGAGGACCCCUCAACCCCUUCAGUAAACUCCUUCGUCAACAAACUAGAUUAUGCAACCACUUGGGACGACUUCGAAAGCGUCUCAAAGUUCUUCCGUCAACAAUCCGAGCCACUCCUCCUCACCUUGUUCAAGUGGGAGAAGGCGUACCGCCAGAUCCCGACGGCCAAAUCCCAGUGGGCAUAUCUAAUGGUCCGCGACUUCAAUGGAGGGAUCCUAAUAGAUACCCGCAUUGCCUUUGGAGGGGUCGCCGGCUGCGGCUCAUUUGGGAGACCAGCAGACGCAUGGAAACAACUAAUGCUCCAUGAGUUUGACCUAGUAACAGUGUUCCGCUGGGUGGACAACAACCUCUUUGUGAAACACCCCAACUCCACCGUUGAGAUGGAACACAUUGUAGCCAGAUUGGAAGGAUUAGGAGUCAAGACGAAUUCGACCAAGUACUCCCCAUUUAAGGAGAAACAAAAGUACAUAGGUUUCAUAUGGAAUGCAACAAAGAAGUCUGUAAGAUUACCGGACAACAAGAAGUACCAAAGGAUCCAGCAGCUCAAGGAAUUCCUGCUACCGCACUCAGAAUUCUCUUUCAAACAAGUCGAGGUAAUGGCGGGUGUUACCUGA